AUGGAAACUUCGAUUUCUCUGCAAGAAUUACAAAAGCACAACAAAGUCGACGAUGCUUGGAUAGUAAUCAAUGGAAAGGUAUUACUUCUGAAGGUUUUGUUAACGAUAAAUCUCUUUUAUUGUAAGAUGCUAAUCUUUGCUUACGGUAGGUCGAAACAAUCAAACUGCAUGCCGGUGAGCUUCAGUAAAAGACAAAUAAAUGUCUUAACGGUGCCAGAGUGGGGAUUUUUUGUCUGGUUAGCGAUCGAGGCCUACAAUAGUGCACACAGUAUGCUGUUCUUUAUAUAAGGGAACAAUCAACAGCCUUUUUUGAAACGUCAGAUCGCAGCAUAGUCUUCCUCUCAAAGACAAGACGGGUCUUCCUCCCAGCCGUUUUUAGUGACGUCACGCAACGCUACCCCCCACCUAACAAGCGUUGCGUGAUGACACUACUAAUCGUGGGAAAAUUCAAAUUAACCCCUGAGGGAGACCAAUGUGGGCAACUCUUGCCUAAUUACAUAGAGAAGCUGCUCACAAUGAUUUGAACAACUCUACACAACAAUUUUUUUUAGCUUAUCGUUACUACAAUAUUAAAAUGGUACUCAAAAAAGGCCCAAGGAUUAAAAAAGUAUGGUAUUAUUUUUCCCACAUUAUUACAGCAAUAGUAUAGCUUUUACAAUCUUCAGGAGUUUUUAGUCAUCUUCAGUAACUUUUGGAAGUUGCCAGAACUUCUUUUGCAUUGUUUAGGAGUCAUCUGAACAUUCUUAUGGAUACAAAAAAACUUACUCAGGAAAAGAUUGCUGAUAGAUAAUUUCCAAAUACUGUGCAUUAAGUAAAAUAUUGUUUGAGUGAGACCUGUAACUGUUGUAAUUAAAAAUAUAAAUAAUCCCAGCUUUCGCUGAUCAACCGCAUCAUCAGGGAUGAGAAAAUAUUCUGCAUAGAGCUAUAUGUAUAAAAAGUUGGUGUAAAGUAAAAUGCAUGAAAAGCAUGAGAAUGAGGCAAAGUAUGAGAGGCAUAAACAAAAAAUUUGAAAUAAUCUAAUGAGCAAGUGUCACAGAGUCUCUCAAAUGUAAGAAGAUAGUCUCUAAAACUAUUAAGGUUGCUUGACAUAUGUGUUAUUGACCAAGCAUGAGGUCAAGAUGGCUGGAUAUUAGCAGAUUUCUUUUUUGCAUUUUUGUUGAGGUCUAUAUAAAUGCAGAAAAGAAUCACGUCAAUAUUUAGCCAUCUUGACCGAACGAGCUUGGUCAAUAAGGAUUCAUUAUAAUGGCCAAAAAAGAUCUUUUACUUGCAGGACCAAUGCGGGAAAUCCUGAGUGGGCAAGAUGAGCCCAUCUUGGCCGCUUGGGUAGCCAAUCAGAAUGCAGGAUUCCCUUCAUCUAAGUUUCUGUUCGUUGAUUCAGCCAUAUAACAAUGUGACAUAUUGCAUUAUCAGGUGUAUGAUGUCUCGGAUUAUGUGACCACUCAUCCUGGACAGGAAGCCAUUCUCAAAAAUGUUGGUGGAGACUCAACACAGGGGUUUACCCAACAACCUGCACAUAGAGUUGUAAAAAACCAUAUUUCAUCUCUGCUGGAAAAGUUUUAUGUAGGUGACUUAUCACCAACAGAUGUAAAACGUGGUGGACCAACUUAG
Messenger RNA from Porites evermanni, 1608 nucleotides. The record is from the annotation of a GenBank genome assembly. NCBI's taxonomy places the organism in Eukaryota, Metazoa, Cnidaria, Anthozoa, Scleractinia, Poritidae.